Messenger RNA from Porites lobata, 2740 nucleotides. NCBI's taxonomy places the organism in Eukaryota, Metazoa, Cnidaria, Anthozoa, Scleractinia, Poritidae. The record is from the annotation of a GenBank genome assembly.
AUGAAUUGCACUUCUAUUUCAGCUCCUACCAAGUGUGACCCUAACCCUUGCAUGAACGGUGCAACUUGCAGACCCGCUCCUCAAUCUCUUGUUGGAUAUAAAUGUACUUGCUUACCUGGCUACGCAGGAGUUAAUUGCGAGGACGGUAAGGCGAAGAAAUGCUAAAUUAAUUUGUUCAAAAGUUACUGUAAUUAGCUGCAAUAGAUUCUGUCGAUGAGUCCGCGCGUCACGCGGGUUAAGAAACAUCGUCUCGCGCGUCGUGUUUUCUCGUUAGAGCUGGACAUUUGUAUAACUUGAUACGUGCCUGCCACAAAACUAUUCGCAUUUUACGCGAUUCAUAAAAUUAAUCCUGAGAUGUGUCAAAGAAACUGAUAGUCUAGGAUUCUAGUAGGUUAUAUUCCGUAGGUUUUUUUUUGUUAUGUGAUAUCCAUUUUGAUAAUCUAGUUUUAAUUUUUUUAUCUGCGCAAAAAAAGAGCAUUACCCUUGAUAAUCAAAUUAUUUGAAUCAACGUUUUCUUGUUUUUUGAGAUGUGGACGAGUGUGCCGAAGACAAUGGCGGAUGUUCACACAAAUGCAAAAAUACAGAAGGUAGCUUCGUCUGUUCAUGCCCUGAUCCGGAGCUGAAUUUGGCCCCCAAUGGUCGUACGUGCGUUGGUAAGGAAACGUAUUAUUUUGAACUUCUGAUUAAAGGAAAUGAAUGAUCGGUAAUAAUAGGGAGGCAUGAGAGAAUGAAACAUACCAGAUAUUUUUACGAACUUGAUAAAACACUGAUACGUUGAGGGCAUUCAAAACUCAAAAUAAUGUAGAUCAUCAAGAAUCUCUUUCAAUAGAAUGAAUAAGUUGAAAACAUUUCAUACAUUUUUCUGUCUUAAAACUGAUUUCAUAGCUACUUAAACUUUCUUGGGAAAUUUCAAGUUCUUUACGUUAGGCUGUAACAGGCCUAUCAUUAAGUGAGAUUUUCAAGUAUCGAAUGAAACUUUAAAUUUUCUUUAAAACCUUAAUAAUUAUUCAUUGACAAUAUUUUAUCCUAUAGCAUCUGGUGUAUCAGUGCAGUGUCACCAAAAUGACAUGUCCAUCACCCUGCCUAAAGCUCUUCUUCUCGGCUUAAAUCGUGAACAUGUCACCCUGCGAGACGUGAAGUGUGUUGCCACUGAAACAAGGACACACUUCACCCUUAAAACUGCAUUGACCGGCUGUGGUACAACCGCCAGACACAGAAGAGGUUUUGUGGUUUAUAGCAACACAGUCUUGGAGAUCCCAGUUGCAGAUGACGCCAUUAUAACGAGAGUUCGUGAGAUCGAGAUACCCUUCAGCUGUUUCUACAAAACCUCGGGUGAUGCUACUGCUGUUGGAGUUAAACCUGACACCAGAAAGUUGGUUUUUGAUGAGGAUGGAAAAGGAAACUUCACAGUUGCUUUGGAUAUGUUCCCAGAUAAAAGGUCUUUUAUAAUGGUUUUAAAUACCAUUUAAACAAAUAUUUUAGCUUAUCCAUGAUCCUCUGUUGCAGCGAAACACGUUCAUGGAAGUUGCAUAAAACCUGACACUAGUUUAGUGUAAAGUGAAUUGCAUCCUUAAUGCGUUGUCGCCCUCAAAGAAAUUACUUAGAAACUGAAAAUGAAUAAAGCAGAGCGUACUUUUAUUUUGAUAUUUUUUGAAAAUAAUCUGAUGUUGUCAGUGUCGCAUUUCACUAUGUUGAUCUUUAGCUUCGAGGCAGCCUACAUCCAGAGUGAUUAUCCUGUGGAAGUUAAGUUGAGACAGUACCUCUUCUUCCAAGCAUCUGUGAAAACCAAGGACAAGACUCUGUCCGUUUUGGCUGAGAACUGUUACGCUACACCCUCUCAGGACAGACAACAUGAUGACAAAUAUCAUCUCAUCAAGGAGGGGUAAUUUCAAAAAAAUCUUUUACCGCAUUAUUAGAUUAGAUUUUCGGAAAUAAAAUUUUCAUGAAGUUUGUUAAGCAGACUGCAUAUUUAAACGAAAAAAGACUACCUUUUACUUUCAAAAAGUAGUUAUUUCUCAUUGAGAAAAAUUGUCGUUUUUCAAAUUGUUUCCCAUUACACUUCAUAAUGGAAACAAGGGUUUUGAAUGACCUCAGCUGAAACUGCGAAUAGUUUGAAAAAAAAAUUAAAAACAAAAUUGUUUUUAAGAAGUUUCUGGUUAAUGUUUUUAUGUAGAAGUACUGUACAAAAGAUUCUGUGAUCUAAAAUACAAAUUUGCUCUUAAAUGCUAAAUCUCCUGUUUUUAAGUUUGCUUGUUUUCCAUUCCAAGCCCACAAUAAUGUCAUUAUGAUCAUUAUCUGUGCUUCCAUUUUUUUCCUUUUACAAAGAACCACAUUAUAGCAUACUAACUGUUGAUAGUAAUUGUUGACUAUGACAUUUUUACUAAUAAUUGUUGAUAGUAAUUGCUGACUAUGACAUUUUCUGUCUUUCAGUUGCCCAGUUGAUAAAACAACCAUCACCAUACAAUCGCAAAAAGUGGGUGUGGAUCGUUUCAGUACUGAAGCGUUUAAGUUCAUUGCUGAUCACCCAUUCGUGUUUGUCCACUGCCAAAUAAGGAUAUGUGACGCAAGUAACCCUGGAUCAAGAUGUGCACAGGGAUGUAUCAAGGAAGGCAGAUUAAGACGUGACGUUAGCGAUGAAGACAAAUUAUACCCACUGGCACAGGGACCGCUCACAAUUGCAAGUGAUGCUACGGAGGUGAAAUCAAGAAAAAGAUCAAAUAAAAAAGGUACUUGUUCCUCU